CGAAGCGCAGCACGAGAUCUCCGAAGCGUCAAAAUAGAUUAAGGCGGCCCAGCAGCAACUUCGUGGGGCCUCAAAGAACAGUGCCUUCGAGGCGACCCUGAAGGCGAUGCUCAAGGCGGCGCGGAAGAUGCGCAGAAUCGCGAGGUGGAGAGCACUGUAAACGUUCUUCGAGAGCUAUGUACGGCAGCUCGAGAAGAAGAGCCGCGAGGGGGAUCAGGCGGGUUUCUACAGGCACCUGAAGAUGAUCGACGUCGAAGGUAAGAGGUCGUUCACCUCUCAGAACAUCAAGGACGAGGACGGCAAGGUCCUUCGGGACCCCACGUUUAUUCGCCAACGGUGGGCACGGUGGUUCCACAAGCUUCUCAACACCGAGUCGCCGACCAUCGACCUGCAUGCGGCUGACAAGGUCAAGCGGUGGCCCACGUGCGUGCCACUCGACGACAUCCCAUCUCUACUUGAGGUUGAGGAAGCGGUACGGGAAAUGGCCAACAGAAAGGCCGUCGGGCCGGACGACCUACCGGCUGAGCUGAUCAAGCUUUUCCUGGACGGAGAUCAAGGUCUCCUCCGCGAGUUCCACGCCACUGUCGUGGACGUGUGGCAGACGCGGGACAUACCACAGCAGUGGAAGGAUGCCAGCAUCAAAAUGCUGUUCAAGAAGGGGGACACGAUAGCGUGCGGCGACUACCGGGGCAUCUCUCUCGUCGCACACGCCGGCAAUGUGCAGCUCAAGGUCGUCGCUACACGACUGAGCCACUACUGCGAGCGAGAGG
This is a messenger RNA of Ectocarpus sp. CCAP 1310/34, 770 nucleotides long. The record is from the annotation of a GenBank genome assembly. Lineage: Eukaryota; Phaeophyceae; Ectocarpales; Ectocarpaceae.